Molecule: messenger RNA, 1881 nt
Organism: Cladophialophora yegresii CBS 114405
Lineage: Eukaryota; Fungi; Ascomycota; Eurotiomycetes; Chaetothyriales; Herpotrichiellaceae
Exons: 3
Coding region: 1-1881 (626 amino acids)
Biological process (GO): transmembrane transport
Molecular function (GO): transmembrane transporter activity
Source: RefSeq, a predicted model, not a curated record
AUGCCCUCACCGCUAGUGGAAACACCUGAUGGUCAACACAGGCACGAUGUAGGCACAACAAGAGCCACGUUCACUGAUGUACCGCUAGAACUGGAUGGGGCCAAUGCCAGCAGGGAAGACUUGGGAGAGGUUCCCAGCAAAGAUGACUACGUCGAGGACGCAGCGAUGCAGUCCUCCAAGGGCCCUGCGAGGCCGACACUGACGCCAGGCAGAUCCUUAACGGUGCGACGACCCUCGUUCAUAGAUGAGGAAGAAGAUCCAGUUUCCAUCGGUACCGCUGGAACAAGUUCUACCCACGAGUCGAGAAAAGAAGCCCCAGUGACAUGGACGUCGUUACCUAAGAAGGGUCAAUUGGCCGUUCUGACCCUUGCUCGACUCGUCGAGCCAUUGACAGAACGAUCUCUGGCGGCAUACCUGUUCUACCAGCUUCGAUACUUCAAUCCUGAUCUUCCAGACAGCGUGAUUGCCAGUCAGGGCGGAAUGUUCACUGCGGCUUUUGCGGCGGCCCAGUUUCUUACUGCGGUCUGGUGGGGACGUGCUGCCGAUACGCCCUGGAUUGGUCGUAAAAGAGUCCUGCUAGUGGGCUUAUUUGGCACCUGCGUAAGUUGCAUUGGUGUCGGAUUCGCCAGGUCUUUUGCUCAGGCGCUGUUCUUCCGAGCCUGCGCCGGAUGUUUGAACGGAAACGUGGGUGUGAUGAGGACGAUGAUCAGCGAGAUCAUCAAAGAGAAGAAGUACCAGUCGAGAGCGUUUCUUCUCUUGCCCAUGUGUUUCAACAUUGGCGUGGUUGUUGGCCCUAUCCUGGGCGGUUUCCUCGCAGAUCCCAUCACUUCCUUUCCCGGGGUGUUCGGCCCAGGUUCUACAAUUGGAGGCAAGGAUGGUGUCAGAUGGAUGACAGCAUUUCCCUACGCUCUUCCAAACGUUAUCAGCGCCACCUUCAUCCUUUGUGCGGCCAUCUUACUGAUUCUGGGUCUCGACGAAACCCAUGCUGCACUUCGGGACAGACCAGACUGCGGUCGAAAGGUUGGCAAGUACAUUCAAAGAAUGCUCUUCCGCCGAGGCAAGCAAGGGGAGUAUGAAUACUCCGAGCUCGGAAAUCAACUUGAACUGCAGGACGCCGAUUCUCCACGGGAGCAAGAUCUCGAAUCUUCUGCAACGCCACAGACGACAACGACCAGCCAACCACCUGUGUGGCAGAAGUCGACACUCCGCUUCCGCCAGAUUUUCACCCGGAACGUGGUGCUGACACUGCUCAAUCACCACCUGUUAGCCAUGCAUGUGUCCGCCUUCAACGCGCUCGUUUUCCUCUUCCUCCCUGCGCCGCGGUCUUCCAACACCAACGCGCACUUACCUUUUCUGUUUACCGGAGGUCUCGGCCUAUCAUCUGAGAAAGUCGGUCUAGCGACUGCAAUCAUCGGCGUCAUCGGCUUCCCCUUGCAAAUCCUCCUCUACCCGACCGUGAAUAACAAACUCGGCACUUUACCGUCCUAUCGGUGGUUUCUCCCCUUUUCCGUCCUCGCAUACUUUCUCAUGCCGUACCUCGCUCUGCUACCGAAUCAGGCGUACAUCGUCUGGCCAUGCCUCACGAUUGUUUUGGCGUUGCAAGUCAUCGCCCGAACAUUCGCGUUGCCGGGAUCGACAAUUCUUAUCAACAAUUGUACGCCUCAUCCGUCUGUGUUGGGGACCAUCCAUGGGGUUGCGCAGAGUGUGUCUUCCGGAGCAAGGACAUUGGGACCGACGCUUGGGGGAUGGGGACUCGGACUCGGCCUUGGUGGGAACUUUGUAGGCGGUGUCUGGUGGAUCAUGGCGUGCAUCGCGGUAUGUAAUUGGGCAUUGCUGUGGGUUCUAUACGAGGGGGACGCGGGUGUCUCUGCGGCAGUGUAG